Messenger RNA from Passer domesticus (house sparrow), 1380 nucleotides. RefSeq lists its product as uncharacterized. Gene Ontology annotation, biological process: protein monoubiquitination; protein polyubiquitination. Gene Ontology annotation, molecular function: ubiquitin protein ligase activity; metal ion binding. The transcript has 2 exons. Lineage: Eukaryota; Metazoa; Chordata; Aves; Passeriformes; Passeridae. The record is from RefSeq and is a predicted model, not a curated record. The coding region runs from base 173 to 1288 and encodes 371 amino acids.
GACAUCCCAUUGUGGUAUCACUGGAUGGUGGAGGAAAACAUCGCUGGGUGGUGGAUCAUGAUGUCACAUGGGAGUGCUUUGUGACCUUGCACUCCUUUCUGUUUAUAUUCAGGUUCUAGAUGUCUCUUUGCGGCAUCCACCAUUGAGUGGUGGAUUGUGACAUCACUGGGGGAUGGAUAUGAGGUCUCAUUCUUCACUACUUGAAUUUUGGUGCCAGCCAAGCUUGGGUUCGACUGGAUUGAUCCUUGACUCCUGCCAAGCACGCCUGGUCCUCAUCUCUCCCCUCCUGCUGCAACAGGCAGACAUGGCCACAGAGACAAAGUGGAACUGCCCCAUCUGCCGGGACACUCAGAAUGAUGUGGCUUCUGCUCUGCCCUGUCACCACCAGUUCUGCCUGGGCUGUAUCCUGCGGUGGGCAAAAAGAAAUCCAGCGUGCCCACUCUGCAGCAGUCCACUAGAGACUGUCAGGUUUUCUGAGCGGGGUGGACAAGACUACAUACAAUUUGCCAUCAGCUCCCCUGAAGAGUCACCAGAGACCAACAGACAGGCAGGGAGAGCUCCUGGAGAGUGGCUGGAGACCCACAGACAGGGAACACUGUCCUCAGCUGAGCAGGAGGCUGCAGAGCCAGAGCCUGUUGGUGGCAUUCUGCCCCAGGUAUGGGCAGGACUGUUCCAACAACAACAGCACCUCUUGGAUCCUGUGCAGCCCUGGCUGUGCCAGAGGCUGGUUGAAAUCUAUGGGGACCAGUGGUGGAGGGCAGAGGCUGCAGAGGCCUCCAUCUUGCACAGCCUUUGUGCCCAUGGUCCAAAUGCAGAGGCCUUGGUGGAGGUGCUGCAGCCCCUCCUCAGCAGGCACACAGCAUUGCUGGUGCAUGGCAUCAUCAGCGCCAUUGUGGGCCAGUGCAGCGAAGAGGCCCAGAGGCUGCUGCGCUUCCAUCACACCAGAGAGGACAACAAGCCUGUGGCCAGCACCAGCUCCAGCAGCUGCAGCUGCACUAGGUUGCACAAGAGGACUCCUGCCACUGACCCCACAAGCUUCAACAUGGAGGAGGAAGCUGGAACAUCACAGGCCAGCCUCCAAGGGAGUCACAUUUGUGCCCAACCUGUGUCUGGCCCUGCAGGGUGGGACCAACCCCAGGAGGAGUCAGGGCAGCCAACAGUGGCAGGUCCAUCUGCUCAGGGAAGCAUCUGCAGCCCCUCUGCUCCUGGCCAGGGCAGGAACCACUCUCUUAGGGAUUCCCAGCAUGCCCAAAAGAGGAGAGCCCCCAGAUCCCAGGAUUCUCUUUAGCCCAGCAAGAAGCCACCCUGACGGUGGCACUAGCGAGAUUCCAGGAACCCUUUAACUAAGAAAAAGUAAAUAAAUUCUAUUUUGCUGACAAA